This is a messenger RNA of Larimichthys crocea (large yellow croaker), 1303 nucleotides long. RefSeq lists its product as uncharacterized. NCBI's taxonomy places the organism in Eukaryota, Metazoa, Chordata, Actinopteri, Sciaenidae. The coding region runs from base 11 to 1303 and encodes 430 amino acids. The record is from RefSeq and is a predicted model, not a curated record. The transcript is spliced from 4 exons.
UUCAUAAUUAAUGUCAACCAUUAUUAGGUGCGUUUAUUUUUUAUUUAUUUAUUUAUUUUUUGACAUUACACUCCUUCCUUUUAUUAGAUACUCGUGUGGCAUCCGUGUGCUGAGGAUGAUGAGGGAGAGGACGAUGGGCAACAGUGUGACCCAGCUGUAUAAAAAGCUGCAGGAACAGCAUAGUGAGGCAUGGAUGGAGCGUGUCCUGCAGUACCUCACAGCUUGUGAACCCUUCACAAGGUCCACUGUUGUCCGCCCCCCCGUCUUUGCUGAGCCUCCCUGCUUACCUGCCCUUCCCAAGCCCAAAUGGCUGUUAGCAGUUUAUGCCAGGGAUGUCCUCAGCCGGCUGCAUGAGGUGAAGGCCAAAAUCACCUCCAUCUUUGGCUCUGUCCUCAAGAUGGACUCCACCAAAAAGGUCACGAAGAAGCUUGCCGGUGCUGCUGCAGGUACAGCUGCCUGGUGCACCAACGUCGGAAAUGAGUACGGUCAAGUCCUAGUCUCAGUUCUGACAGCUGGUGAGGGACAAGCGCUUGACACCAUGGCAGCUGGCCUGGUGAAGCGGUACAGGACGGCAGGUGAGGCACCACCCAAGGUGAUCUAUGUGGACAGAGACUGCUGCAGUCAGCAUAGCCCUUGUCGGGUGAAGGCCAUGUUCGCAGGGUGGGAUGAGCUUCAGGUGCGCCUUGACAUCUGGCAUUUCAUGCGCCGUUUUGCUGCAGGCGUCACCACUGAGGCUCACCCCCUGUAUGGCAUCUUCAUGGCACGCCUGUCCACGUGCAUUUUUGAGUGGGAUCCGGAAGAUGUUGCUGCUCUUCGCCGCGCCAAGGAAGGUGAGCUGGCAGCAAGAAGUGUCGGCCACAUCUUGGAGGAGGCGGUGAGCGCUCACAUCACCCGGAGGGAGUUGGCGCUGCACUGCAGGAGGAGGACCAGAGGGGUGGAGGAGACCAGCAGACGGAUCGGUGAAUUGCUGGGAAUGGAGUACUUGUACAGCCAGACUGGCAAGGAGCUGACUCCAGUGCUCCAGAACCAGAAGAGGAGGACAGGGAGCAGUGUUGGACCGCAACUGGAUCGCUGGGUGGGACAAGGUCCAGGAUUUGGCGGUUUACCUGGUGGUCUCGUGAGGCUGCUACCUACUGACCUGCAGGUGACCCAGAUCAUCCAGCUGUGGAAAGCUCUCCCUGAGGUUGACAAGCAGCGUGUCAGCUACCAGCCUCGCCAUCAAGAGCGCCUGAAAGUGGGCGCUUUAAGGCCCCGAAGCGGUCUGGAGUCACACCGGGUGUGGAGAGUGUCAAGCGAUGCUUGA